GCGAGAUCUUUCGAGACUUUGCACGGCUCCAUUCAUCCCCGUGUGUGGCUGCUGGCCUGUUGACUGUUCGCCGCUCGUGUCCCUUCGCGCUGCUCACUCUGCUGCAGUCAUGUCUGUGGUGGGCUUUGACUUGGGCUUUCAGAGCUGCUACGUUGCCGUGGCCCGUGCUGGAGGCAUUGAAACAGUUGCUAAUGAGUAUAGCGACCGCAGCACCCCAGCAUGUGUUUCAUUUGGUCCCAAGAACAGAACAGUUGGAGCAGCAGCAAAAGGCCAAGUGAUAUCGAAUGCAAAGAACACAUUACAGGGCUUCAAAAGGUUUCACGGCAGAGCAUACACAGAUCCAUUUGUCCAGGCUGAAAAACAUGGCAUUGCUUGUGAAGUUGUUGAAUUGCCUACAGGAGCAGCUGGUUUCAAGGUGAUGUAUCUGGAGGAGGAGAGAAGCUUUACCACAGAGCAGGUGACAGGAAUGCUCCUGACCAAGCUGAAGGAAACUGCAGAGAGCGCGCUGAAGAAACCUGUUGUGGAUUGUGUUGUAGCUGUUCCAUGUUUCUUCACUGAUGCCGAAAGGAGAUCUGUUAUGGAUGCCACACAGAUAGCAGGGCUGAACUGUUUAAGGCUAAUUAAUGAAACUACUGCAGUUGCCCUUGCUUAUGGAAUAUAUAAGCAAGAUUUGCCUGCCCCAGAAGAGAAGCCAAGGAUUGUGGUCUUUGUGGACAUGGGGCAUUCUGCAUAUCAAGUGUCUGUGUGUGCAUUUAACAAGGGAAAACUUAAAGUUUUAGCCACUGCGUUUGAUCCAACAUUGGGAGGCAGGAUGUUUGAUGAGGUCUUGGUAAACUAUUUCACUGAAGAGUUUGGUAAAAAAUACAAGCUGGAUAUCAAAUCAAAAAUUAGACCUUUGCUGCGCCUUGCUCAGGAGUGUGAGAAACUCAAGAAGUUGAUGAGUGCAAAUGCUUCUGAACUGCCCCUGAAUAUAGAGUGUUUCAUGAAUGAUAUUGAUGUCUCUGGAUCGAUGAACAGGGGCCAUUUUGAAGAAAUGUGUGACAGUCUCUUAUCUCGAGUUGAACCUCCUCUGCGUAGUGUUUUGGAACAAGCCAAGCUGAAAAAAGAAGAUAUCUACUCAGUUGAAAUAGUUGGUGGUGCCACUAGAAUUCCUGCUGUUAAAGAACGAAUAAUGAAGUUCUUUAACAAAGAAGUCAGCACAACUCUGAAUGCUGAUGAAGCUGUAACCAGAGGCUGUGCAUUACAGUGUGCAAUUCUGUCUCCGGCCUUUAAAGUGAGAGAGUUUUCUAUAACUGAUCUGGUGCCAUACCCCAUAUCGUUGAAAUGGAAUUCCCCAGCUGAAGAAGGAUUGAGUGAUUGUGAGGUAUUCCCGAAGAACCAUGCAGCUCCUUUCUCCAAAGUGCUUACUUUCUAUAGGAAAGAGCCUUUUUCUCUGGAUGCUUAUUACAGUGCACCCAAGGAACUACCCUACCCAGACCCUUCAUUAGGUCAGUUUCAUGUUCAGAAGGUGAUCCCUCAAGCUGAUGGAUCCAGCUCCAAGGUAAAGGUUAAAGUUCGUGUAAAUGUCCAUGGGAUAUUUAGCGUCUCUAGUGCAUCACUUGUUGAAGUCCACAAAAUCGAGGAAGGGGAAGAACCAAUGGAAACGGAUCAAGCAUGCAAAGAUGAUGAGAAAAUGCAAGUUGACCAAGAAGAGGCUAAAUCAGAAGAAAACCAGCAGACGCAGCAAGAAAACAAGACUAACCCUGAUGAAAUGGAGACAACACAGCCUGGGACCAAGGACAAGAAGACAGAUCAACCUCCCCAAGCCAAGAAAGCCAAAGUAAAGACCAACACAAUUGACCUGCCCAUUGAGCACUACCCUCCAUGGCAAUUGGGAAGAGACGUCUUGAACUUGUUUGUGGAAAAUGAGGGCAAGAUGAUAAUGCAAGACAAGCUAGAGAAAGAGCGUAACGAUGCUAAAAAUGCAGUUGAAGAGUAUGUGUAUGAGAUGAGGGACAAACUGUGCACCAUUUAUGAGAAGUUUGUCAAUGAAGAUGACCGUAACAGCUUGAUUCUCAAGCUGGAAGACACUGAGAACUGGCUGUAUGAAGAUGGAGAAGAUCAGGCCAAGCAAGUUUAUAUAGAUAAAUUGAAUGACCUGAAGAAUUUGGGGCAGCCAAUUCAGACACGCUAUCAGGAGUCUGAAGAAAGACCAAAAUCAUUUGAAGAGCUGGGAAAACAAAUUCAGCUUUAUAUGAAAGUGAUUAACGCCUUCAAAAAUAAGGAUGAAGCAUACGACCACCUGGAUCCUGCAGAGAUUGAGAAAGUGGAAAAGAAUGUGAAUGAUGUGAUGGAAUGGAUGAAUAACAAGAUGAAUCUCCAGAUGAAGCAGCAUUUAGCCAUGGAUCCAAUAGUGAAAACCGUAGAGAUUCGAGCAAAAACAAAAGAGUUGACGGGCGUUUGCAACCCCAUAGUCACAAAGCCCAAACCGAAGGUGGAGCCUCCAAAAGAAGAGCAACAGCCGAACGAGCAGAAUGGACCAGUAGACAAUAAUUCAACAAGCCAGGGCCCACAAGCUGCCGAACAGUGCCCCGAUACAGCUGCUUCUGACGCAGAGAAAAAGCUUCCCGAGAUGGACAUUGAAUAAUUUCCAUUAUCUUUCUAUUAUAAAACCGUAUAAUAAAGCUUUAAGUUGUUACCACCAUAUGGCUCCGAAUACAGAUCAGAGAAAAGUGACAGCAAUUUUCUUGUAGUUUCCUAGUCAACCUCCUUUUCUUUCCAGCGUAUUUUUUUCUACACUCUUCGACGUUUGUACAUUUUUGUCAUUUUUCUUUGUUGCUUUAGGAUAAGUCUUUGUUGCUACAGAUGAUUAGAGAUGGCUGGGUCUUGUCCAUAAACAGACAGGCUUGUGUCUGAAGUUACAACAGAUCUGUAGCUUAAUGUAGUAGGAUUCAUGGUCUAAAAAAAAAAAUUCGCUGAAAAGCAUCUGACCCCAAUAAAAGCAACACUCCUGUGUUCUAAGCGUUUUUAAGACUUUUUAAAGAUGAAGUCUUGGUUUGCAUCUCUUUUCUGUAUGCCGCACUUACGCCCUGAUGACAUCUGGUUGAUCUCAGCCUCUUGCAUGGCAGACUGGUUGCUUGGUGAGGUUAGUAAGAAAUGGAGUAUUAAAACCCAGCAUUGUCCACGUGUCUUCUGUUAGUAAAAAAAACCUAUGUUCUUGAUAUUGAGGAGCUGAAAUCUGCUCUCACUUGUUCCCUAAGUAUUAAGACUUACAUUCUAUAUCUAUACAAGGCAUAUAAUAUGUGUUCCAAUCCACUGCUUGACAACUUCUGAAUGGAAGAAUCCUAUGUUUAUAAAAUGUUACAGAAGAUCUUAAAUAUUGGUUAACAUAUGGAAGACAGAGAACCAUGUUUAGUUGAAUCGGAAAACCACAGGCACUCCUGGGGGGGGGGGAGUCAUGAAUGUAUUGUUUUGGAGCUGGGGGUUUAGUGUUGAUAGUCACUUGAAGGGUGCUUGUGGAUUCACUUGGACCCAUGCAGUGCAGCUUACCUGUCAAUCAUCCUUCAUGUUAUUUUAAACAUGGGGCGAGUAAUAAGUAAAUGUUUUGUGGUAUAGCUUUCUGGUAACCAUAUUGGUCCCAGGAGAAAACUGGAUUCUCUGUUAAGCACAUAGAAAUUGUAUUAGAGAUGCUGUACAUAGAUUAUUUCAACCAAAUUGAAAUGUCAUGUGCAACAUGUAUACGUAUUUUUAUGUUUAAGAAGUGCACACCAGAUAGAAAUCAAUUAUAUGUAUUUUUUUUUUUUUAAUUGUUCCAGAAUUGAACACCUUCAGCAGAUUUCAUCUGAAAAUAAACAUGCUGGGUUGCAA
Molecule: messenger RNA, 3846 nt
Organism: Spea bombifrons (plains spadefoot toad)
Lineage: Eukaryota; Metazoa; Chordata; Amphibia; Anura; Pelobatidae
Gene: HSPA4
Product: heat shock protein family A (Hsp70) member 4
Exons: 19
Coding region: 110-2626 (838 amino acids)
Biological process (GO): protein folding
Cellular component (GO): cytosol; nucleus
Molecular function (GO): ATP binding; ATP-dependent protein folding chaperone
Source: RefSeq, a predicted model, not a curated record